Molecule: messenger RNA, 369 nt
Organism: Striga asiatica
Lineage: Eukaryota; Viridiplantae; Streptophyta; Magnoliopsida; Lamiales; Orobanchaceae
Source: the annotation of a GenBank genome assembly
AUGGUGGUCGACGGCGGCCUCGGCGUCGAAUAUAUCGACGAACGCCAAGAAGGCGGUGCCGCGCGCGUCUUUGUUCGUGCCGAUGCGGGUCUGACUUGCGAUCGGUCGGAAUGGCAAUCACCAGAGAGAGGUACAACAACCAAGCUUGGCGGACAUCGAUUCGGGCCGCUAACUCGAUUUUUGGGGUCCGUCGAGUACAGAUUCGGGCCGCGAUCAAGUUUGAGGGUUGGGUUGUCGGACCCAGUUAUCGGCGGCGAUUUCGAUGGCUCCGAUUUUGGCGUCCACCAACGGCGAUGCGAGGGACAGAGGGUUGCUCACAACGAAAUUUCGGGCGUUAGGGUUAGAAUUAGGAACAGAGUUUAUAUUUAG